Molecule: messenger RNA, 1188 nt
Organism: Arabidopsis lyrata subsp. lyrata
Lineage: Eukaryota; Viridiplantae; Streptophyta; Magnoliopsida; Brassicales; Brassicaceae
Product: vesicle-associated protein 1-3
Exons: 8
Coding region: 149-868 (239 amino acids)
Biological process (GO): endoplasmic reticulum membrane organization
Cellular component (GO): plasma membrane; endoplasmic reticulum membrane
Source: RefSeq, a predicted model, not a curated record
AAAAAAAAAAAGGCAAUUUGAUUUACCUUUUCUUCUUCUCUGAUCAAAAUCAAAAUGUGUUCGAUUCUCUCACAACAGUAGGUAGUAGUAAACCCUAAAAACUGAAAUUCAAAAUUCAGAAAGCGAAGGGGAUCUACAAGAAAGAAGCAUGACGACCGGAGAUCUCGUGAAUAUCCAUCCUACUGAGCUUAAAUUCCCUUUUGAGUUGAAGAAGCAGAGUUCGUGUUCGAUGCAAUUGACCAACAAGACAACUACUCAUUGUGUCGCUUUUAAGGUUAAAACUACCAAUCCUCGCAAAUACUGUGUCCGUCCUAACACCGGUGUUGUCUUGCCUGGCGAUUCCUGCAAUGUUACAGUGACCAUGCAAGCCCAGAAAGAGGCUCCUCUUGAUAUGCAAUGCAAAGACAAGUUCCUUGUUCAGACUGUUGUUGUCUCUGAUGGUACUUCUUCCAAAGAAGUCCUCGCUGAAAUGUUCAACAAGGAGGCUGGUAGAGUGAUUGAGGAUUUCAAAUUGCGCGUUGUUUACAUCCCUGCUAAUCCCCCUUCACCCGUCCCUGAAGGAUCUGAAGAAGGCAACUCUCCUAUGGCUUCCCUCAACGAGAUUGGCUCUCAAACUGCCUCACUAUUUGAUGACGUGUCCAGAACCUUUGAAGAAACAAAUGAGAAAUCUUCAGAGGCGUGGUCUAUGAUUUCCAAAUUGACGGAGGAGAAGACUUCUGCUACUCAACAAAGUCAGAAGCUCCGACUGGAACUGGAGAUGCUGAGGAAAGAAUCAAGCAAGAAGCAGUCAGGUGGUCAUUCCUUGGUGUUGAUGUUGUUGGUGGGUCUGCUCGGUUGCGUGAUUGGCUACAUAUUGAACCGGAUGUAAACGCCAUGGGUUUAGCUUCAUCAUCCUUUUAAUCAUCAAAUCUUGCAAAGUUCUAAACCUUUUUCUUUCAACAAAAAGUAUUUUUCACCAGAUUUUCGUAAAAUGGAGGCGGGUGAUUUUCAUUUUAAGCUGUAAAAUCAGUAGCUGUAGCACAGGAACAACGGGGUGAUUUUGUGGCAGGCUUCUUGUUAUUGAUUUGAACACACUUCUUUUGAGUCUGUAGUAAGAUCUCAAGAGUCGGUGCUUUUGAUUGGAACUAAAACAAACUGAUUAAGAAAACAAAGAAUGUUGUUGGAAAUAAGAAGACAAACUCAUCAUAA